Messenger RNA from Lecanosticta acicola, 1613 nucleotides. Lineage: Eukaryota; Fungi; Ascomycota; Dothideomycetes; Mycosphaerellales; Mycosphaerellaceae. The record is from the annotation of a GenBank genome assembly.
AUGCCACCACGCGCUCAAGCCGCGACCCGGGCAGGCGCAGACGAGAGCGAAGACGACCUCCUCGCGACUACAGCCAUUCAACCUUUGAAUCCCGGCGCAGAGAGCAAGCGCAACACCACCAAGAUGUCUAAAACAAGCGCCAUUACUCGUCGCGUGAGCGCGGGUAAGACUACAACGAAGCGCAAAGCUGCGCCCAAGACAACGCGUACUGCAUUAAAGGACCGCACCAACUUGCAGCAAGAAGGGAACGAGACGGAAGAGGUGGACGAGUUUGAAGACGACGAGAUGGCAGAGGCCGCCAAACCAAAGGCAAAGCGCACAAAGACCGCGACCGCCACGCGCAAGAAGGCCGCCAAGUCGGAGAAGGCGAGCGAGCCUGCGAAGCCCAAGCGAGGCAGACCUGCAAAGCGAGCGCCCUCGCCUGAGCAUAUGAUGACUAUUCCCGAGACACAGCCCGAUGCAGAGACAAUGGAGGACGUGGAGCAGUCUAUUGAAGUGGACCCGGACAACAUGGACAUCGAGAAGGUGCCCACGCCGAAGCAGAAGCAGAUCUUCUACCAACGCGCUCCAUCUGCGCCCGUACAGCUACUUCAGUCCAGACCCAGCUCCCGAGUUGAGUCUUUGCAGCCGCGAGCAAGUGCCCGCGCAGGCUCUGCACAGCCCGGAUAUGGACGGACACGCGAGCGCAGCGGGAGCGUCAGCGGAAAUGAACGACGUGGCGGAGAUCCAGAGCUGAGAAGGCAACUUAACGACUUGACGAAGAAGUACGAAGACCUACAGCUGAAGCACGAAAGCCUGCAAGAAAUCGGGAAGAAUCAGGCCGAAUCAAACUUCGAGAAACUCAAACGCGCCAGCGAUCAAAAGGCCGAGGAUGCAAAUGAACUCAUCACAUCUCUUAAGAAAGAGCUCGCAGAACUCCGCAAGACGUCGUCCAGCUCCAACUCCGAGACUCCUGGAUUGCAGAAACAGAUCUUCACUCUCACCACUUCGAACGAGAAGCUGACGGCAGAGCGAGACGAAUUGAAAAGCAAACUCCAAGUCUCCCAAAACGAAAUCAAAGCCAUGGAUGCGAAACUCAUCGCAGCAAGACAGCAGAUCUCCAACGGCGUACAGGAGGCCAAAUCAACCGAAGCAGCCGGCAAGAAGCUCCGCAACGAAACUGCCGUGCCCGGAAAUAUCGGCGACGCGCAGAAAGAGGCCAAGAUGAAAGAGAACCUCUACGCCGAUCUUACCGGUCUGCUCAUUCGCAGCGUGAAGCGAAAGGAAGGCGAAGACGAGUACGAUUGCAUUCAGACCGGCCGCAAUGGCAGUGAGUAUCGGCCGCUCAAAUCCUAUAAUGGACUUAUGCUAACCUGUGGACAGCUCUCCACUUCCAUCUCUCCAUCGCAAACGACACUUCUACUCCCCAUCCAAAGACCCCCAGCGGGCUCUCAUACGAAGACGCGGAGUUUGCAUACGAACCCUUGUUGGACGAGAGCCGGGAUCGCGAACUGUUAGAUCUCCUACCGGACUACCUGACGGAAGAGAUCUGCUUCCCUCGUAACCAUGCGCAGAGAUUCUACAGCAAGGUGGUUGACAGCAUGACAAAGAAGAUUGUCGUGGAAGACGAUUGA